CACCGCUUUUGAGUACAGCCUCUACAAAGACACCGGCAAGGUCUCCAAAUGUCUUUGCUCCUUCUGGCUUAGCAAUGGCAAUAUCCAAAGCUUGACUAUCAAUUAUGAGCAUUGGCUCCUUGUCUAGGUCUCUGUCAUAAAGGUGAUCAGGACAUUCAACACCAGCAGUUAUGAACGUCGCGAGUAUGGCCUUCGAUCCUGAACUAAAUUGUCCAUUUACCUCUGCUAAAGAUAAAGGUACAACAAACAGCUCAUGUGCCAUAAUACGGUUCAGAUUGACUCUGGGAGAGAUUUUUCUAAACGUUUGCAAAGUCGAGAUUUCUGUUCUGCGAAUGUCAAUUAAUCUCACUGAUUCAGAUGUGGUCCAAACACAGUAAUGAUAUGAAUAAUGUUUGAUUGGAAUAGGGCUGCAGCUAUCGAUUAUUUUAGUAGUCGAUUAAUCAAUGAACGAGUUAGUUCGAAUAAUUGAGUAAUAGGAUAAGGAUAAUAAGGAAAUAAGGAUCUAUGUACAACAAAAGAAAAAUUCGCUAACUUACAUAGCAAAAUUCCGCUAGCUUAAAUGCUAUAAAGUAUAACUUUUUUUUUACAAUGCUCUUAACAAAUGGUUCAGACACAUAUUCCCACAAAAAAUGACUAAAUAUACCUAUAAACUAAAUUACGAAUGCAUUAGAAAACAAGAGCUCAAACAAAAACUUAGCUUACGUUGGUCUGAACAGGGAGCAGUUGGAUUGAGCCAUGUGAAAUGAGGCAGACCAGAGUGUAGUGUAUCCACCCUAAUCAAUAAAACAAAAUGCAAACACUUUCAAAAUAAACCAUUAACGCCACUUUAAUCUAACGAAUACUCGAAGCAACAAAAUUGAAUUCGAAGAUUUUUUUCUAAUCGAAUACUCGAGUUAAUCGAUUCAUCGUUGCAGCACUAGAUUGGAAUGACAUUAAGACUCAAGAUGUCCUCAGAUAUACAGUAUACUCACAAAAUGCCAGUCAACUAAAGUCCAUUGAUGGCACGGACACCUAUUUUUUUUAUUCAUCCCUCAUUUUAAAAAAUUGAUCAGGCUCACUGCAGUUUACUAUUUCUUAGUUUAAUCAUGAAAAAACAAGGUUAAAAAUUUUCAAAACAAUUUAGGACUUGUUUAUGGUUUGUAUCAAAAAAAAAAAAUCACUAGGUUUUAACUUUCCAUUGAUCUUCAUCAAUUGUCAAUUACGCCCAAUUAUGCCUAAUAUUCCAAUAUGUCACCUCAUUUGCAUAUGUAAACAUAGUAUUUCAGAAAACUUGCAAUACAAAAAGUGUUUGUACAAAUGUAAGCAAGAAACUGGUAAAGUUUUGCGGUGAUAUGUAAAAGUUUAAAAUUGUGGCCUACUUGCCAUUUAUUUCCAGCCUGGGAAAACGACAUCUAUUUUUAACCAAGCAUUACAAAAAAUUGGGAACCUUAUGUCACUGACAUACAGUGGAUUUGUAUGAAGAAGACAUUGAAAUUUCUAAAAAUGCUGUAUGACAACUUUUCCCCAAAAAUGCCUACAGGGUUACAGAACUCUGAAUAUCCGGACCUGGCUAUCAAGUCAAAGUAAAAAUUAUGGCUUAGUUAAAUUACUCUUAGAAGUACAUUUUCUCUGAAAGUUAUACAUGUAAAUGUAACAGUACAUGUAAUGCGUUACUACCCUACCUCUGAAAUUUAGGUAUUAAUUAAUAAUAGUUCUAGCGCAAAUUGGUAGUGGAAUGUGGCUUCAGCAGAGCAGCACAGGAGUCUUACUCACUUUUAUUCCUUUAUUCUUCGCACUCCUCUGGUCAUGCGCCUCACAACUACAAUAUACAGUACAAUACAAUACUAUCGUGGUGUCAGUCACCUACCAAUGGGAGCGCCACCUUGCCGUAUCGAACACACCAAUAGGAGUGUCGUGCUGACGCAUCACUCCGGCGCCGGCAGUCGUCUUAGUGACGCGAUGAUACGUUUCUGUUCAAUUUUAUUUUGUGCGCUGCAUAGAUCUUCUUGAGUCCGUGAGAGCAAGGCGCAAAUGCACACGCGCGCAGCUUAGAGGAAACCAGACCCAGAGGUUCCCACCCCUAAUGGCGUACCGCAAGCAACACGUCACUUUUGCUCAUUAAUAUUCAUGACGUUACCAAUUGUUGCUAAGGGGGUCAACCUCCUGUUUGUCACUGAUAGUAAAUGCAUGGAAAUAGUGUACGAGCGAGAUGUUUACUGAGCAAAACCUACCAAUUCUGUCCGAAAAUGAUGUUGCUGGCGUUAAACUGGUCUUUUGGACGUCCGCGCAUGUUGAUGCAUUCUGAACAUUUUUUCCUCUGAGUUUUUGGUUUCGGGAAACAUAUGAAGAAAACAUCCUUCAUAUGUUGUAAUGUCUUGAGUCGUUUCUACAUGUUCCAUAGCAGCAGCGUUUACUCGGCAUGUUCUUUUUUGAAAGAUUACCGGAGAAAACAUGCAAAAAUAACAUAAAAAAUAACAUAUUGUAUGCAAGGGCUUGUUUAUAUUGAUCCACUUCCGCGUUACGAUGGCAACGUCACGGUCUAAAAAUAGCAUUCGUGCAGUACGCUAUGGGAGCGCCGCUUUGCCGUAUUGAACACACCAAUAGGAGUGUCGUGCUGACGCAUGACUUUCGGCGCCCACAGUCGUCCUAGUGACGCUACAUUAUGUUUCUGUUUUAUUUAUUUUGUGCACUGCAUAGAUUUUCUUGAGUCCGUGCAAGCAGGACGCAAUUGCGCACGCGCGCAGCUUGGAGGAAACAUUGACCCAGAGGUUCCCACCCCUAAUUAACAGGCCACAGUACUAUUUACAAAUUCUAGUUAAGCUAUUGGACUGAAUAGAAACCACAAUAAAUUUCUCUGACCCACUGUGAACCACAAUUGGCAUUGUUGACCUUGUUUUGCUUGAUUUCUAUUAUUUAAGGGGAAAUUGCUUGUCUUAUUCCCCUUAUCAGGAACAAAGCCAAUUAUCAUAUGCUUUGUGCUCACUGCUUGGUUCCGAAUUUAUUAACGAAUGUGCACAUGAACAUCUAAAUGUUUCAUACGUCGUAACACCAUUUCAUCAUUCACAAGUAAUUUCAGCAAAAAUUGUGUUGUGUACUUGUUGUAUCUUCAUUUGUUCAUUGACCUGAUUUUAUUUUCUGAAUGAUGUACUGUAGUUCUGGGAUUAUGAUAGUUGUGUCAUAUUUCUGUAGGGUUGGCAUCAUUCUUAUGACAUGCUCGACUUGGCCUCAAUGAAGGCAAAACAGUUGUGGGGCAUAACUGAGUCACACAUCACACGCGAUUAGUUUUGCUUAGACUUUACGUCCCCAUGAUUAUGAGUCUGGAUAGUGCCUAAAAUGAAUGCAAUGCUCUAGAAUGUGUGUUAGUGGGAACUAAGUGUGAGAUAGGUUGGAGAAAGUUUUGUAAUCUGUGGUAAAGACAAAACAAGAUGAAUACAGUAGUAAUGAAAAUCCCAGUGGCAGUCACGUGAAUCAGGUGCUCUAACGAACAGAAGUUGCCAGUUUUACAAAUACCAGCGGAGGGACUCCUUCGCCGCCGCAAAAGAAAGUAGUUCGGAGGACAAAUCUUACAACCUAUCAGAUGUCGACACAAACGUUUAUAGGAGUCAUUUGAUGACAUAGUUGAUUAGUUUCGAGAUCGCAAACUGCUACAACGUUCACCUCCAUGCUGCUGCACGAGCUGUACAGUGUGAAGGCAAAACCUCCGAAAUAAAUAAAAAAUGGAAAUAAAAAUGGCUUUAAAUAAAAAAAUAAUAAUAAUAAUAUUCAGUAUUUUAAAUAAUUGCAAAAAUAAAUGAAAAUAAACACGAAUAUAAAUUCACUAAAAAGUAAAAGGAUAAUAAGAACAAAAACAAAAAAAAACAUGCAAAAAUAUCAAAACUGGUAUAUAUCAGUCUGUGAAUAAAGCGCUCUCGUAUUUAGUUAUUUAAUUGUCAGUGUGAACGUGGAGAAAAAAGUGCAGAGGAAAUACAGUAGUAUUCAAAUGAGGGGGCAGUCCUAUGUGUGUGAAGGGAAUAGUAUCUUUUCUCGUAUUUACUGUUUGACUGUUUGUAUUACUCUUACGUACCCAAUAUAAGAUAAAUAGCCUUUAUAUCAUAGUUUCAGGAAAACAAGCAGAAUAUAUUUGACAUAGGGCAUAAGAGAUACAUGACGCCUUCUGACCACAGAAGCCCAACGCGUGCAGCAUGCAGGUUACUGAGCAAGAUUGACGCUGAGUACAAGGUGACAGGCAAGACAUCUACAAGCCCCCGUCUGCAACACCAAAUCCCGCAAUCAGCUCUUCAGGACAGUCCAUAACUAAUGGCGGGACGUCCUGUACGACAACAACACCCGAUAACAAAAACAACUCUAGUUUUGAUAGCUCGGCGCUUCUCAGACGUCAAGGCAGGCUGAACCUCCCACCUCGGUUGCUUCAGUAACCAUGACCCGGCAACGAACGGUGACACACAAACUUGACCGCCCAAAUCUGCCACAGAAGAAUUAUCCUAAACAACACCCAGGCACACCCUUCGUCUGGCCCACCGUACCGCAGACUUCAAAAGACUUAACGUUUAGCUAACAGCUGUCAUUUCUCGGGGACAUUCCGAUGUGCUCGUUGUUUUUCUGACUCUGGAUCCAGAAUUGCCUCUCCGGGACCUAUUUGUUUGCCUUGCUGUUUGAUCUCUGUCGACCUGAAUAAAUUGCCAACUUGUGUUUCGAAGCCUUUUUCCAGCUUUCAAAAUGGAGUCAGUACAAGGGGUUAAGACUAAGGUGGACUAAGGUGGCCGCACAGACUUUGGCCUUUUGGCCAGGUUGUCGGGUUUCACCAGCCCAUGUCGUUGGAGCUGCACCAGCACAGGUCUGGUGGUUCGCCUGGCGUGAUUCCGGCAAUCUGGCUAAAAGGUCAGAUUAUUUCAGUGUGCCUUUGGUUGGAGUGUUCGCCUACUGGUUGGUUGUGUGCAGUAUAUUCUAAUGCUAUGUUGAUAGUAACAGCUAGCGCUUUGCUAACUGAGAGGCUAAUAGAAUAGAAUAGAAUAGAAUAGAAUAGAAUAGAAUAGAAUAGAAACACUCUAUUUUAAUUGUACAAGGUAAAGCAAGAUUUAAUUCGCCAUAACACGUGCCACAUAAAACAAAAGCAAAAGUUCAAAGUGAAUAAGUAACUAACAGCAAGUGGUGAUGUAGUGGAAACAUAACUUUUCGUAUAUGACAAUUUACAGUACUCAGACAAGGAGGCUGAUGGCUGACUUGAUAUGAUAUUGCAAAUGACAGUUUGUGCAUAGAUAUUGAUGUGAACGUGCAAAAAUGCUAUAAUGUAACUACAAAUAUUGCGUGUGCAGUACCCAGAUUACGCAGAACCCAGAUUGACACAGAUGUCUGACAACAUAUUACUCAGUGAGAUGCAUAUGAUAAUGUUAUGGCAUUAGCUGUCUAAUGACAAUGACAUUUCAGUGCAGAGUUGAGUAUGGUGACACUCUUGAAAAGAAAGGUUUUUUUUUUUUUUAAAUUCAGCAACACUUUUUUUUUUUGAACGAACAGGGAAGGUGGGGGAAUACGGUACAAAAUUAAACGUUUCUUAUUAUCAACAUCAUCAUAUGCUAUUGUUUAGCCACAACUGGAUUCAUUACAUCAUUACUAUUCAUCUUUCAUGCAGACGCUGGAACAGAAAUGUAAUUUAAUCCAUCUGCAGGCGACCGGGAGAUCAUGAUUUUACGACACUGUGCACUGGCCCUCAUGGUAUACACAGUCUUACUUAAGGCAAAACACUACCGCUUCUGUCCUCCUGCGUCAAUAAAACUGACCAAAACUGAAAAGUUGCCUAGUGUUCCUUUAAUCGUUGAAUUAAUCGUACGAUUAAUCAAUCAUAAAAUUAAUCGUUAUUUGCAGCCCUAAUUAAAAUAAGUGCCAACACUUGGUAUUGCUGUAUGUAUUAAAGAUAUAGGAGCAGUAAAAGAACACAGAGAAGUCAUGCUCACGCAGGCAUCUCUUGCUCUUUCCCCCUCCUCCCGGAAUAGGCCGGAGUACAUGUCCAAAGGAUGCAAAGAAUUUGACAGUCAGAAGGAGACGGUGUAGAGAUGGGAGCAAAUAGAGAUGAGAGUGAGCUAGAGAAACUGAGAGAAAAAGCUAAACUAAAUGGAAUGGGAUUCUCAUGUUGUUGAAUACAGAUUUUUGAUUUUUGAAGUCCUUUGUUUUGGACUAAAUCAGGACUAACAUGGACAAGGUCAGAACCAAACCAACGCACGGUAACGAAGGACUCGCUUCAAAUAGUUUGCAGCAUGUUUUAGAACUGGAUUAACUAUGGCAACUGAAUUAUGAUCGAAUUACAAAAUCACAAGAAUUCAGGGAUAAGCAUCUUUAAAGAGUACAGGAAAAGGAGUCAAACUCAGUUGGACAGUUCUUUCAGUAAGUGAUGAUUGUACCUUCAAGCGCGUUUCUCAUUCACAUUUAGCCAUGAUUCAAGAGGACAAUGAGCAUCAAUGAAAGAGACUACUUUUUCUCUAUUCUGCCCUUUAUGCUUAAUGCACUUGUACUUUGGGCGACGGUGCUAUGCGUAGGGUUUCAGGUUCCGCACCAGCUCCCUCUGGACAUAUAUGGCGCUUCCAGUGUUCAAUAGGGGUGGACUGUAGUGACGCAGAACCUCGCUGUAUUUGGUUGGCAGUUUUAAGAAUUAUUUCACCGCAGUCAACCCCGAUCUCAACGCCAAGAAAACCAGGAUCCAUGAGGAAGAUACAACGCCGAUUUUUUUCUUGGGCUCAAGGACCAAAGGAUAACAUGGUGUCAUCAAACGAGAAUAGUCACCGACCUCUAUCAUCUGGUGAUUUGGAGGGCAUGUCAUGGCGUGGCCUUCAGACCAUUUACCUCCAUAAGAACUUGCAGGGAUUUGGUUUCACUCUGCGCCACUUCAUAGUCUAUCCGCCGAAAUCUUACCUCCACGGCUCCAAGGAUGAAGAGAAUGGAAAUUCAAUUAAGAAAUGUGGGCAGGAGUCACCUUUGCAAGCGGUGGACACCAUCUUUGUGAAGAGCGUGAAAGAAAAUAGCCCUGCGCAUCAAGCUGGGCUGUGUACCGGCGAUAGGUUAGUGAAAGUGAACGGGGAGAACAUUCUCGGAAAAACCUACUCUCAAGUGAUUAGACUUAUUCAAAAUAGUGAAAAAAACCUGGAGCUUUCCGUUAUGCCGAAAGAUGAAGAUGUACUGCAGUUGAUAAGUGCAUAUUCCCAGGAGGCCUGCCUGAAAGACAAUGAGACAUUUUCAGUAAGGGACCCCAAGCUCCCUGAGCCUGUCCUUCGUCAAUGUUCUUCCAGCAAUCCCAACUCCAUUGCUUCACAGCUAAGCCACAAGGUUUAUAGCGCCCUAGACAACUGGCAGUACAGACCCAGCCCGACGACUUCACUGAUGGAUAGCCACCAUGCUAUUGCUUCAACAAGCAACUGGACAAGAGCGCCCGAGGAUGCCUCUGAUAUCUUUGUCACAGCAAAGCGACACCGUGGCCGCUCCUCAUCAGCCGUCAGUGCGUUCGAAUUUCACUUUGCCAACCACAAUGCUGCCAUUGCCUCAGCCACUCUCCCUCCACUACGUAAUGGUGGCCCGCCAGCCUCUAGUAACAUUUGUACCGAUUUCCUCAGUCAGCGAGCGUUGUCAGAAUGGUAUUGCAGUCAAACUGAGGAUGCUGAGCAACUGUCCACUUUCCACGGCAGAAUACCUGCAGAUUAUUUAGCAGCGCAAGAUGCUUCUAUUGCCUUUUCAGAGACGAAAAGGCAAGACUCUCUGUCUCAUCGUCAAGCCCUUGCAGAUGCUCAUAAUUCCUACUUCCUCCAGCGACAGGAUGGUAUUUUAAGACCGGGACGUAUUUCAUGCUCAGACAGUUUGCUGGCAGCAUAUGCAAAAUUUGAGUAUAACUACGAUCGUUCUGUUAAAACACUACAAGAGGCUGCUUUAGUUGUUCCGCUGUGUGCCAACAGUUCUUUAAAAGUUGAUCAACAAUCGCAUCAGAAAACUACAAGAGGGCAUGAGCAUCAAAUCAAAACAGUCAACCCUUCAACAGUGUCCUCCACAGUUCUUUCUUGUGGUAAGCAAUCAGGUCAGAAUAUAGCUGAGCCCCAAGCAAGACGAGUGACAGAUGAAUUGGUGGAUUACAAAAAUGGCAGCCCAUCAAUGUCCCAUGGCACUUGUCAACUCCCCCGACAUGCAGAGACUUUUAGAGAGCCAAGCAACUUCAGCUGCGGCCUGGAUAGCAGAAGCAGUGCUGCUCCCAGUGAAGUAGAAAUGUUACCACAACCGCAAUGGACUACCACCUCUCCACAGUCAGAGGAUAGAACUCUUAGGGGAAGGCAUCAAGAUGUCAUCUCCCCGAUCUCUUUAAUACAGCCUUUGUGUCACAAUAGUGUUGCUCAAUCUCUUACAAGUCCACAAUCACCUGAGCCGUCUUCUCCUGUCUCUAUUGGUCCUGCCUCCAAAGUCAGCAAAAAUGGCAGCCUCGUGCAGCAAGUGUACAACUCCUUGUCCUCCAUUCCGUUCAAAGGCAGUAUCAAAGGACGCCGUUCUUCUUAUCUGCUGGCCCUUACGACCGAGAGAUCCAAGUCUUAUGAUGAGGGUCUAAACACCUUCAAAGAAGAGGGCCAUGUUUUCACGAAACUACCAAAAAGAGUCAAGAGCUUUUUCAUUGAUGGGUCACUAGAAGGCUUGAAAGCCGAGGAGGAGACAAGGUCUAAGCGCCAUUCCACCUCCGAACUGGGAACCGUCACUUUCAGUGACAUCUCUAAGGAGGGUUGGCUACAUUGCAAGCAGAUUCUCACUGACAAGGGGAAGAAAGUUGCUGGCACCAUGCGGCCUUGGAAGCGCCUCUUUUUUGUACUUCGUUCCCAUACGCUUUUCAUCUAUAAAGACAAAAGGGAGGCUGUUCUAUAUGAAUCAAGGCCCGGUUCAGGUCUGGAUGAGUAUCCUCCUCUCAACAUUCGUGGCUGCCUGAUCGACAUUGCUUAUAGUGAAACAAAGCGCAAGCACACCCUGAGACUGAUGACACAGGACUUCUCUGAGUAUCUGCUCCAAGCUGAAAACAGGGAGGAGAUGUUGGCAUGGAUCAAGAUUAUCUGCGAAAACAGCAAAAUUGACAAUGAGGAUAUUGGUUCCUCAAGGCAGGCUCUUAUCAACAAGAAGCUGAAUGACUACAGAAAACAGAGUCUUACAGGUAACAAACCCGAUUCCUCCCUUAAAACCCACCGUAUGAUGGCUCCUUUCCUCUUGGCUAAGAAUGACAAUGCCUUAGCAAAUCGAUCAUCGAAAAGUGUUGACAACAAGACACCAUGGGGUAUCAAUAUAAUGAAGAAGUCCAAGCAGAUGUGCAAUCCAAAGGCUUUUGGGGUACGCCUUGAGAAUUGUCAGCCAGCUGCAAGCCAUAAAUUUGUCCCCCAGAUUGUAGAGAUGUGUUGCAGUGUGGUUGAGGCAACAGGUCUAGAAUACACUGGAAUUUAUCGGGUGCCAGGAAACAAUGCCAUGGUGUCCAACCUGCAGGAACACCUCAAUAAGGGUUUUGACAUCAACACUGCUGAGGAGAGAUGGCAGGACUUGAAUGUAAUCAGCAGCUUACUGAAAUCUUUCUUCCGAAAACUGCCUGAGCCACUGUUUACUGACGAGAAAUACAGUCACUUCAUUGAUGCCAACCGGAUAGAGGACACAAGGGACCGCCUGAAGACUAUGAAAAAACUGAUUCAAGAACUGCCAGAUCACUAUUACCACACCCUCAAGUUUUUGGUGUGUCAUCUAAAAAGGGUGGCAGAUUACUCUGAAAAGAAUAAGAUGGAACCAAGAAACCUUGCUCUGGUUUUUGGUCCGACUCUGGUGAGAACAUCAGAAGACAACAUGACAGAUAUGGUGACCCAUAUGCCAGACCGCUACAAAAUAGUGGAGACACUAAUCCUACACUGUGACUGGUUCUUCUCGGACGGAGAGCUUAGGAAGCAGGAGAAAACUCCUGAUGAGGACAUGCCAAACAUUAACCACCUGUUGUGCAACAUUGGCAGGCCAGGUAUGCCAGGAAAAACAUCAGGUGGUGAGCCUUUCGGAGAGCGGACUGGUGUUGCCUCUUCGGGCUGGAUGCAGACCCGGCCACCAGGCACCCGCCAACGUGCUCCGCUACUAGGCCUGGCUCCAGAUGGGGACCCCAUUGACCCGCAUCCAGCAUCCACCACCAGCGAUUUAUUUAAGCUUUCAUGGAGCACAGUUCAUGACCUAAGCACCACGGACAUCAUGUCCAAGUCCGGCAUCCGGCAUCUUCGCCCUCUCCCAGACAGCACUUCAGAUGAAGACUUUGAACACAGAACAACGGAACAAGUGAAUGCGAAAGAAAUGCUUCAAAGAGACAACAAUAUAUUCGCUGUUACAGGAGAAGCCACCAUGAGAAAAGAAUUUGAAAUUGAUCCGGAAGAAAGGAGAAGUCCACCAAGCCAUGAUAAAAAGUCUGAAAUGCAGUUCAAACCUGGACCACAGCUUUGUCCAAGCAGCUUCCUUGACUCACGCAACCAGAUAAAUUACACACACCCAAGACUUUUACCCAUGAUGUCUCACAAUUUGACAAGGGAAUGACCAAAACUUGCAUUAUAGAUUUUCUUAAAAGGACUUCUAGACCUCUGCCUGGCUUCAAAAAUGAAAAUGACCUUCAAACAGCCAUUAGAUUUGGGUUUGAAAUCAUAGCAAUAGUUUGAGAAAAGAUUUGCUUUUAUUUCGUGUUUACAAUAUUAACAGCUGGUUGUACGACGGAGCUUGGUUCUUGUUUUCCCUGACCAUGCAACACAACGAUUUUACGAUCAAAUAUUCCAUCCAAUAAUCAACUAAUCAGAUGCUUUAAAACUAACCUUGUGGCUCUGAUGCAACCCAUGAGAUGCGAUUGACGGGUAACAGUGCUGACUGUGGUUCAAUUCCCAGUGAUGAACAGAAAACUCAAACUCCGCGGAUGUAUAAGUGACACCAAUUCCCACUCAUUGAAGUUGAUUCAACGAACUGACCAUGUGGUAUCAUUUAUAACCAAUGCUAUGGCUUGAAUUGGGGAUGAUGGGAAUUCUAUGUGGUUUAGAACAGGAGAUAUAAUUGCCACAUUCAUAGCAAUUAUAUCAUGUGGACCAGACCAGUUUAUUUUUCGCCAAAUGAGUUAUCUUACCAGGGGAGUCACUAGACCUAAUACAAUACUGGGGCACAGCAGGGCACUGGCUAGUGAGCAAUUCUUUUUAGCACUUAUCUAUCAUAAAAAGUCAGAAAUAGCGCUAUAAACUAUAUAUAAUCAUAUCAAUUAUAUUGUUUCUGGUUCUUUGAUUGAACACCAAAAAUGAACAGAUGCAUGUAGCCUACUUGUGCACUUUACUUCAAAUCUCUAAACCACUACUUGGAAAACAAAAAAUGAAGCACAAUGAAUCUUGAUGCCAUAUAUUAUAUCCUCUAGUUGUCUUACGUCUCAGACCUUUCUUGGGGGCAAUUUACAUUUCUAUUUUUGUGUAGCGAUUGCAAAUGCUACUCAGUGAAAGCUAACAGACACUUUUAAUUUUUUCAUGAAGAACAAAUCUUAAUUCUAUAAUUUAUUUACACUUCCCCGUUACUAAAAUUGUUUUUUAGAACAGAAAAAGGUAACAGUGGCAGUCAGAUACCAUUUUAAUAUUUUUCAGGUCAUUCAUUGUCAGACAAAAGCAGCACGGCAAAACGCCACGCUGAAAAAUAAGUAAAAGUAUCAAAAUGGCUUACCUCUUCAUCCUCUGUAGGACCAUGGCCCCCAACAAAAUAAUUACUGCUUAUGAAAUGUGAAUGGCUUUGCCUUACUGGCGUUAAACUGGUCUUUUGGACGUCCGGGCAAGUUGAUCCAUUCUUCACAUUUUUUCCCCUGAGUGUUUGGUUUCCGGAAACGUAUGAAGAAAACAUCCUCCAUAUGUCGUAAUGUCUAGAGUCCUUGCAUAGCAGCAGUGUUUGAUCGGCAUGUUCUUUUUUUGAAAGAUUACUGGAGAAAACAAGCAGAGAUAACAUGGAUUGUAUGCGAGGGCGUGUCUAUAAUAACCCACUUCCGCGUUACGAUGGCGACGUCACGGUCUAAAAAUAGCAUUCGUGCAGUACACUAUUCAUAUACUUAUCACAGCCAAUGUUACGCACAUAAAUUAAAUCAAAUCAACCAUAUUAAGGAGCCAUGUGCGGAUUGUGUAUAUGGAGUGAAUAGAGUAACAUGACUGUAUUAAAUAGACACAUUCUGUAGAUUAUGCUAUGUAGACUUAAAACUCCAAAGUAUCUUUUUCUUAUGCUCUGAUCUUUCAGUGCCGCCACCAUUCGCCCCUCCCAUUUAAUAUGGAUUGGUCAUUUCAAACAUUUAAUUAUUUGGCCAAAAAUUUGGUCUCACAUGAGAUCUAAUUACCAUAAAUGUGGCUCGUAAACAAAAAUGGGUUUGACACCCCUGGUCUACAAAUCUGGUGGCAGCAGCAGAGGUGUUUCCUUAAAGUCCUGUUGCCUGCAUCAAAAUGUGUAAUGUUUUAACUUUUCAGCACUCCUGCUUCUCCAAAGACACGCCAUUUCCAUUUAUUUCCACCCCGCCACACUCAGGCGAAGCACAGGCAUUUGCUGCCUGUAGGCUCUUGUGGUGCACUGACACGAUGCGGAUUCAAGGAAAGGCUUGCCUUGCCUGGACUCAUACUGUCUGAUAAAAGUUUUGUAAGAUUCAACAUUGUCAUUCCUUUAUUUGCUCCUGUAGUAGAGUGGUUCUUUUCAUUAGCUGGACUUAUGAAAAAGCCCCGUAUACUAUGACUAAAUACCAGCCUGUUUGAAAGAUUAGUUAUCCUGACAUGUAUCAACUAAAUUCACAGAUGUAUUUUAUACAAUGGGCAGCAUGGAUAGCUAUUUCAUGGCUUUUUUGAAUACUCUCUCUGUUUGUAAUAUUAUUCAUUCAUUUUCUCUACUGCGUAUAUCCUCAUGAGUAGGGUUGUCAAACAUGCUGCCCGCCAGGGGAUCUGACCCGGUCCGCGGGGUUGUUCUACUUAGAAGGCAUAUUGUAGCUCCUUCAUACCGUAUUUACAGAAUCACAUGCUUUUAUUUUGACAUCAGGGCCAUAAAAUCAGAUUUGUUAUUUGUGUGAUCAAAAGUGUGCGCGCGACUGCACUUGGCUCACGAUUUUUUCCCGCCGUCACAUUCGUUCUUUCUCCCCCUACCAGUGAAAAUGGAUUGGUCAUCUACCGCGAUCAAUGGCGGCCAAUGUGUUAAGGAAGUGAGCCAUAAAUGCCCCGAAACCACAAUAAUACGUGACUGCAGCCCAGAGCCCAGCAACAGCUGCUCCAAACAACGCCUUGUACAAACCACGCCCCUGCAAACUACGCCCAAAAGAUGCUAUGGUAGUAGCGUCUCAUAGAUAUGCAUAUAGAACUAGAUGUGAAAUGAAAGACUCGGCGGUUUUAGUAAACAGUCGCCAUCUUAAAGCAGUAGAGUUUUCUUGCAGGCUCUGUUGUAGCGAACUUAAGGUGCGUAACCAUUUAUCUAGAAUAGAGUGAAAUAGCCCUUUAUUGUCAUUGUACAGUUGCAUCUCCCUUUACAGUGCAGGACAAGUAGAAAUCUCAAAAGUGGCUUGCAAGAAUAAAAGUAUAAAAUGUAAGUAAAUACAAAAUAUGUAUGAGGUAGUCCUUUGUUAUGUCCUAUUUAAAAUACUCCUAAAUUGGCGAAAUCUUGACUUGAAUCUAUCUUUAAAUGCUGAAACAGUUUUAACACUUUCACAUUUUGAAAGUAGACAGAAGGAAAAUAAAGCAUUAAUGGGGGCCCUUUUAAUAACUUUAAUAGUUGAUUCACAACAUUAAAUGAUUUCUAAACAUAGCAAAGGUUACAAUCUAGGUAUGUUUCGGCACGCCCCUAUGUCCGAAAUACCCCUGUGUCUAGUUAAGUUUAGGGUAAGGAAUUGGGCAAGGGCCUAUUGUCCCAAAACCUCUUUGAACUUCACAUAGUAAAUGAAUUCUUCGCGCCACCGUCCCAACAGCAGGCGUAGUUUGGAGAGCGGCGUGGUUUGUAUGAAGGCUUGCUUUGUAGUGGCUGUCACUUGGCUCUGGGCUGCAGUCAGACCCCUUCUCCAAAACCAACAGAAAGUGACCCGAAAUAAACAGGAAAUAACCUGGAAAUGCCCCAAAAUCAACAGGAAGUGACCAAUGAACCGGAAACUGCCAGCAAAUGCCCUUAAGUCAACAGGAAGUAAUCUAAAAGUAUUCAGGAAGUUACCCCAGAAUGCCCAAAAUAUACAGGAAUUGAAGGAAGUGACCCAAAAUUAACGGUUUGGCUUACACUGACUACAAUAGACGUGCAAUUCACUUAAGCUGCAGGGGCUAGCGUUGAAUGCUCAUAUAUCAGUGCCGUUUGACGGCGCUCGACAUCCAAUCCAUUUUGACUGGGAGGGGCAAAUGAACAUUCGUUCAUAGCACCGUUAAUGGCAGCCAGUGAGUGAACUUAUUUGGCCAAAAUAAAGUGGUCAGACACGCAUAAGAACAAAUCGCAAGCGGCAAGUUUGACACCCUUGCUAUUUAGAGUCACAGGAAUAAGGUCAGAAAUGGUUAAAAUUAUGAUUGCUUAUGUUUACUUGUUAAAAUAUGUUUACAUGAUGUGGAUUUAGUUUAUGUGUGUAAAACAAAGAGAAAAUGUUACCAAGAGAAAAACUGCCUUUGUGAAAAAUGUAUUUUGGGAAAUACAAAAAAAAGUAUUUUAUUUUGAUACAGAUACAGGCUGUGUAUUUUUUUGUUUGCUUUGACACAACUACAAACACAAUGUAUCUGGAAAUACAUCCAAUGUAUUUUCUUCCCCAUUCCUGUACACGGUUAUUACUAAUAAAAUAAUGAUUAUUAUUAUUGUUGUUAAAAUCAACAAACCUUCCUAAAAUUGAACGUUUUUCACUCACCUCUGUCAGUGUUCCUCACCAGAAUAUUUCUUACCUUGACAAUUUCAUACCUUGAUAUGUCUCACCUCUGAUGUUAUUGUUGUUCAAAUAAAUAAACGUAACAUCCGUGGUAUUUCAAAUUAAAACAAAGCGUGGAUAUUUUUCCCCCCACCAUGAGUAACUAUAAACUAAUACAUACAGUAUGUGCAAUGAAUUUUGAGUUGACAUAUUAUUGUGGGUGUGUGGCAGUCUAGUAAUUUCUACAACCUGAUGCUCCAGAGCCAUGUGUGGCUCUUUUAUCAUUCUGCUGUGGCCAGG
Molecule: messenger RNA, 15133 nt
Organism: Corythoichthys intestinalis (scribbled pipefish)
Lineage: Eukaryota; Metazoa; Chordata; Actinopteri; Syngnathiformes; Syngnathidae
Product: rho GTPase-activating protein 23-like
Exons: 23
Coding region: 6499-10530 (1343 amino acids)
Biological process (GO): signal transduction
Molecular function (GO): protein binding
Source: RefSeq, a predicted model, not a curated record